UCUUUUGUCGUUUCAUUGAAUGCCCGAAAAUCUCACAUGGGUUUCUCGUACAUUUGUUCGUUUCUGAAACUUUUACAGUCAAAUGUUUUCUCUCUCUCAUUUACUCACAUGCACGAGUAAUGCUUGAUACCGAACACAGAAAAGUGGAAACUUCAAUCAUUCAGCUUCAAAACGAUGCAAAACAAGCUAUGGCUUGCACUGGUAAUAAUCUACUUGGGUUGAAGGAUUUCCCCAAGGGUCUUCGAGUCCUCCUCCUUGACGACGACAAGGAUUCUUCUCUCAAGAUGAGAUCAAAGCUCGAGGAAAUGGACUACUUGGUUUUCGUUUUCUGCAAUGAGAGAGAAGCGUUGUCAGCAAUUGCAAACAAAACUGAGAGCUUCCAUGUUGCUAUUGUAGAGGUAAGUUCCAGCAACAAGGACGGGGUAUAUAAAUUUCUUGAAGAUUCCAGUGACUUGCCCACCAUAAUGACUUCAAACAUCCAGUGUUUCAGCACCAUGAUGAGAUGUAUUUCGGUAAGACUCAAAGUUCCGAAGCAGGUAGACUGGACACCUGAACUACACAAAAAGUUUGUACAAGCAGUAGAGCAACUUGGCGUGGAUCAGGCGAUCCCUUCCCGGAUAUUAGAAAUAAUGAAAGUGGAAGGUUUAACUAGACAUAACAUAGCAAGUCAUCUCCAGAAAUACAGAAUGCAUAGGCGGCACAUUUUGCCAAAGGCGGAUGACCGGAGGUGGCCUCAUCCUAGAGAUUCAGCACAAAGAAGUCAUUAUCUGCACAAACCUGUCAUGGCAUUUCCACAAUUUCAUUCUAGUCAUGUUCACCCUGCUGGUCAUGCCUAUCCUGCCUGGAUGCCACCGGGAAGUUAUCCGAGUCCUGUCCAAAUGUGGGGUUCACCUUACUAUUCUGGAUGGCAACCUACAGAAAGUUGGCACUGGAAACCUUAUUCUGGGAUGCACGCCGAUGCCUGGGGAUGCCCUGUGAUGCCAUCGCCACAAGGAUCAUGUCUGCCUUUUCAUCAGAAUGCAGCUGGAUUUCACAAUGCUAAUGAAAUGCAUAAUAGAGUUGGCAUGCCUUCAUUUGAUGCAUACCCGGCAGAGGAGAUAAUUGACAAGAUUGUUAAAGAGGCAAUUGACAAGCCAUGGCUGCCCCUCCCAUUAGGCCUAAAGCCUCCUUCAACUGAGACUGUCCUAAAUGAACUCUCCAAAAAAGGCAUCAACUCCAUCCCUCCUCGCAUCAACGGCUCUCAUUUACGCUGACGUGGCUCAAUUUUCUGUCUUUGGUCCACCAGCAGGUGAGCAGACCAACCAAUCAGACCCCAAUUUGAGAACAGGAGUCAGAUGUACAGAGAUCCACUGUAGUGCUGCUCUUUUUCACUUAUGGCAGAAAAUGAGCCACGUACCAUGGAUACCAAAUUGCGGUUGUAAAUAAAAGUAGAGAAAAUCCUAAACCCAUCUAUUUGUCGUAUUGCAACAUCGGAUUUUUGCAGUAAUUGGGUGCUCCAUUUUGUGCUGUUGACACCCUUUUGGUGAAUAAUGAUUUGCAUUAUUUUGGGCACUGUGGGGCUGAGAUAUAAUGAAUGGACCUCUGAAUGAAUGACACUUUUUCUGAAUUUGGGAUAAAGGU
Olea europaea var. sylvestris is the source of this 1620-nucleotide messenger RNA. Its product is annotated as two-component response regulator-like APRR2. The record is from RefSeq and is a predicted model, not a curated record. Lineage: Eukaryota; Viridiplantae; Streptophyta; Magnoliopsida; Lamiales; Oleaceae. Gene Ontology annotation, cellular component: nucleus. Gene Ontology annotation, biological process: positive regulation of DNA-templated transcription; phosphorelay signal transduction system. Gene Ontology annotation, molecular function: DNA-binding transcription factor activity; transcription cis-regulatory region binding. The transcript has 10 exons. The coding region runs from base 120 to 1253 and encodes 377 amino acids.